AUGAUGAGCACAAAAGAGAAUAUAGCCGGAAGCGAAGAAUUAUCAGGGAACCAAGAAAUUGUACCAGGAACUAUUCAUUUGGUUGAUUUAGAAGGAAUACUUAAUGUCCAAAAGGAUCCAAAUUCAAAGCAUAACAUCAUUUUAGUUCCACAACCUUCGUCCAACCCAAACGAUCCUUUAAGAUGGUCCCAGACUAAGAAAAAUAGCCAGUUUGCGUUUCUUUGGUUUUGGGCUUUUAUGAUGGCAGUUACUGUUGGAUGGACUGGCCCCGCUUACGAUGUAUGGGUGGAGAAGUUAGGUGUCACGUAUAGUGCCUUAAACAACACUGCUGCAGUCUGUUUCCUUUUCUUAGGUUUGGGAUGUUUGUUUUUGCAGCCCACUGCUUUAAAAUUAGGAAGAAGAUUUGUAUACUUGCUUUGUACAGUAUUGGGAAUUAUAUCGAAUAUAUGUGGUUCCCAGGCAAAUUCUAUUGGUUUGUUGUAUGUACUUAACCUUAUCGGUGGGUUUGCAGCAGCACCAGUAGAUUCCUUGGUUGAAAUUUCGACCACUGAUGUUUUCUUCCAACAUGAAAGAGCUCGCUACUUGUCGUUUUUUAUUUUCGCCUUGUAUGCUGGUUCUGAUUUAGGGCCAGUUGCAGCAGGAUAUAUCAUUGAAAACAUGUCUUGGAGAUGGUGUUUAUACUUCCAAAUAAUUAUUUUGGGGGCUAUGUUAGUUAUACAAAUUUUCUACAUGGAAGAUACAACAUUUUCAAGAAUAGGAACCGAUAGUUUCAAUUUAGAAGAGAAUAUCUUGUACCAAAUUAAAAGUCAUGAAACUAUAGCCUCCAACACAGGAAAAGGGCUUAAUCCAGCUGCUGAUGACAAAACUGAAGCUGUUGUCACUGAAGGUGGUGCUGAAAGUGAUGAUGGCCAAUCUUUAGAUUUAAGUAUUCCCAAAAGAACAUACUGGCAGAGAAUGAGAUUGAUUGAAACUGAAUAUAGCGACCCUAGAUCUUGGUUAACCAUUUGGUACAGGCCAUUCUUUUUGAUUUCAUUUCCAGCAAUUGUUUGGGGAGGUUUAGUAUAUGGUUCACAAAUGAUGUGGUUAUCUCUUAUCCAAACAACCCUGUCUGAAUUGUAUACCGCUGCUCCCUACCAUAUGUCCACUCAAGAAGUUGGUUUAACAAACUUAAGUGCCUUUAUUGGCUCCAUAUUUGGUAUGUUUUAUGGUGGAAAUUUUGUCGAUUGGUUGACAAUUAAGCUUUCUGAAAGAAAUAAUGGUGUUUUAGAACCAGAAUUCAGAUUAUGGGCUAUGAUAGUCCCAACCACUUUCAAUGCUUGUGGUAUUUUAGCCUACGGCUUAGGUACCUCCUAUGCAGCACAUUGGUUUGUCUCGGUUGGUAUUGGAAUGUUCUUGAUGGGCUUUGCAAUGGCAUCUACUGGGGGAAUCUGCUUGACUUACGUUGUGGAUUGUUACCCUGAAGUUGCCAGUGAAGGGUUAGUAUUAAUGUUAUUUAUCAGAAACAUGAUUGGUAUGGGUUUUACAUUUGCCAUUCAGCCUUGGUUGAAUAGAGACGGGGUUAAAUUGACUACUUGGUUGAUGUUCAUGCUAAGUCUUGUUAUCAAUGGAAGUUUUGUUUUGCUCCUUAUUUGGGGCAAAGACUUCAGAAGAUGGACAAAGGAGAGAUACUAUAGGUACUCUGAUCCUAUGUUUGGUGAAUUAUUUAAGAAAUAG
Molecule: messenger RNA, 1713 nt
Organism: Dujonia railenensis
Lineage: Eukaryota; Fungi; Ascomycota; Pichiomycetes; Serinales; Debaryomycetaceae
Source: the annotation of a GenBank genome assembly